AGCAUUGCAUUGUGGGAUCGUGGUUGAUACCGUCCUAUCAUGGCGGAAGAGUUAGCUGGCUAACCAACGUUGUCGGUACGCGAUUGUUUGGCUUCGCACGCUUUUGGAACUACGACCGCGGCAGCUUGGCAUUUUGCACGCACUUACUGCAGCCGAAACUUAAACUGGUGUUGCCUGAGAAGACCCUUUUUUUAAAAAAAGCACCUGCAACAUAUCAAAUGGAGUGUGCAGUGGACAUUCCAGCUGGUGAGGAUGAGACAACGGAGAAAGAUGACGUAAAUUCCAAGGAAUCGACCGAACCGCCCCAUAAGAAAAACAAGAAGCACAAAAAACACAAGAACAAGAAGAAAAAGAAGAAGAGAAAGGGCGAAAGGGAAAGCAGUUCGGAGUCUGGUGCCGAGUCUGAGACGGAACCAACAUCUCCACCGAAACCUGUCCGGACUACUAGAGCCAGUGCAAGGCUGGCAGCGGCAAAAACUGGUGAUCAUGCCGGGCAGAAGGAAGACAAAACAGAUUGUGUGGACAAGGAAGCAGAUACAAAAUCUAAAAAACACAAAAGACAUGCCGCCAAGAAGAAGAAAAAGAAGAAGAAGAAGGACGAAAAGAAAUCCCAGUCUCGCUCUUCAUCUGAUAGCAGCUCAGGUUCGGGUUCUGAGUCUGAAGCGGAGAUGCGUGCAGCGGCCGGCGAUGGCAAACCCUCUCCAACUGUAGCGCCUGGUCGCCAUGACCCGGUGACCAGAAUGUCGACGAGAGGCAAACGAGGUGAUGAGAAAGCCGUUCCGAUCCUUAUACCGAAUCCUGAGCCGCUUGAAGUGAAAAGGGAGAGCGUCGGCGACAUGGAUGUUUCCCCGAAAGCCGAAACGCCCGCAAACGACAGUCACACCAAUGGAACAGAAAAAAAUAUCAAAUCGCCAUCACCCUGCGAGGAAGCGAUAACACAGACGGCAACGGUUGAGGUAAAAGAAGAAGCCUGUCCUGGGGAUGGGACUUUCAGCCAAGCUCAGGAACUCCCAGAUAUUAUUCCCAAACAGGAAGGCAAUGCACAGAGAGAUGAACCAGUGCAAAAAGAUGACUCCGAUGUAAUCCAGCCGGAAACAUUAAAGGAAUCUAAUUCACCCACGCCGGGUGAAUUACAGGCCAAUUACGCACCAAUUACAGGCCCAGAUAUUAAGCAGUCUGGAUCACAACAUAGUCGGUCACCAUCCCCGAGUCCCCCUCAGCAGAACAUCGAUGGUCAAGCAGUGGCCGCAACAGAAGAACCACCGGGAAAUGAUUCCGGAUCAGCCUCAAAGGACAAACAAUCUCCCACGCCUCCGGAGAAGUUGUCUCGUUCCAUCUCUCGCUCCCGGUCUCCAAAAACGAGAAAGAAGUCCAUCUCCCCGCCUUCCAAGUCUCCAAAGAGAGCUCGGCGCCAAUCACGGUCCAGCUCUCGUUCCCUCACGCCCAAGAAGAAGACCGUAAAGUCCCCGCGGAAAUCAAAGUCGCCGAGACGUCGCAGGAGCUCGUUGUCCGUGUCGCCAAAGCGACAUCGAAGUCCACCAUCUCCGAAAAGAAGAGCCUCAAGAUCACCAAAACGCAGUAACCGCAGGUCUCGUUCCAAGUCUCGGUCUCCAAGGCGAAGCCGGAGAAGGUCCGACUCCCGCCCACGAGGAGGUUUGAGGCGCUCACGAACCCGCUCUCCCAGACGUAGCGGUGCAGGCAACAGGCGCUCACGGUCACGCUCCGCUAACAGGGCACGUCGCUCCAGAUCUAGACGCCCUUACCGCCGGUCCAGGUCCCGUUCCUUGGCUAAACGUGCCGGUGGCAGACGCUCGAGGAGUCGAUCUCUGUCACGACAUAGGAGGUCACCACCUCCCAGAUCACGUCGCUCACGUUCUCGAUCUGCCCGCAGGAGCAGGCGGACUCGAUCGCGUACUCCCGUAAGCUACAAGCGUCAUCGCCGCUCGAGAUCAAGGAGUCCACGCAAACGGACCAAAUCCCGAACCCCUUCAUUCCGCUGGCGCUCCAAAUCCAGAUCUCCGCUUAGAAGGCGCUCUCGCUCCCCAGCCAGGAGAAAGCGAUCUCCACCACCGAGGUCGAACAAACGCUCAAAAUCCCGCUCGUUGCCGAGAAGGCACCGCUCAAAGACGCAUUCGCCACUACCGAGCCGAAAGAGGUCCAAGUCUCCGAGGAUCAGCAGCAGAAGGUCAAAGUCAAAAUCUGUCUCUGUUGGCUUGCACAGAUCCAAGUCCAGGUCCCGGUCUGAGUCAAGUGAUAGGCCGUCUGAUAGCUCGUCCCCUGCCCGAUCCACUUCAUCUCUUCCCAUUGAGGAAAAGACAUCCUCUUCUCCCCAAGCGGAGCAACAAACCGACCAACCGACCCAAGAACAGACGAUACCAGAUGAUGUAGUGGCUUCUCCAGCAGUUGCUACAGGUGGUUGGAAGCCUGUGACUUCAUUCGGUCCCUCCAGUCCCCAAGCUGCUAUCUCUGUGGAUGAGUCCCAGCAGCAGCCUGAGCCUCCUGCUGCCAUCCUCGAACCGGAACCAGAACCCGAACCGGAACAAGAACAGGAGCAAGAACAGGAGCAGGAGCAAGAACAGGAACAGGAGCAGGAGGAGGCCACCAUAUCCCACGAACAAGAUGUUUCUGGUUCCCAGGACCCUGGCGCUGGGCCAGAUGGCUCUGACGGAUCUGAAGGGUCAGGCGAAGGAUUGAAUUCUGCCUUGCCAGUAGAAGCGGAAGCAAAAUUCCAGAGAAGUUCCUCAGGUUCACCGUCUCCAGGAAGGCAGACUAAAGAACUGUCGCGGUCACCAGUCAAUCAAAGGGAACAGUCUCGGUCAGCUUCGCCUCGGAAAAGAUCCAAGUCUCCAGUGAGGAAGAGGGAAUCGGUCUCUCCAUCAGAAAAGAAGAAGCGUCGGUCAAAAUCUCGGAGUCCGGGCCGCCGCCGAAAAUCCAGUCCUUCCCGCUCCGGCACCCGACGCAAGCGAUCCCGUUCCAAGUCUCGAACUAGAGCGCGCCGAUCCAAGUCUCGCUCUCCGGCACGCAAGAGACGAUCCCGCUCGCCCAACGCCAGGGGGAGGAAGAGAUCCAAAUCCACCGACAGGAACAAGCGAUCACGGAGCCGCUCUGCAGGCCGAAAGAAAAGAUCUAGGUCAGGAGACAGGGGUAGGAGAUCCAGGUCUCGUUCCUCGGAGCGAAGGCGCCGGUCGAGGUCGAGAGGGCGAGGGAGACGUCCGGUGUUUCGCAGUCGCUCCUUUGACAGACGGGACAGGUGGAAGAGGGAACCUAGUCACUCUCCGGUUCUGAUUCUCCGCAAACAGCGCCGCUCAGGGUCCCGGACGCGUCGCAGCACUAGCAAGACUCCUCCACGGCUUACAGAAUUGGAUAAGGACCAGUUACUGGAGAUAGCCAAGGCCAACGCGGCCGCCAUGUGUGCCAAAGCCGGGGUACCAAUCCCCGAGAGUCUGCGGCCAAAAGCCAUUCUUCAGCUUCCCCUGCCGACCCCGUCUCCCACGCCGCUAUCGCUUCCUCUACCGUUACCCCUCCCCAUGGGCAUGGGGAUGCCAAAUAUGCCCAACAUGGGUCCAAUGGGGUUGCCCACUAUUCCAGGCAUGCCCAACAUGUCCAACAUCACCAUGAGUGCGGCCAUGGCAAGCAUGACGGCGGCCACGAUGACGGCGGCCUUGACCAACAUGGGUGCUUUGGCAGCCAUGCCUCCCCUGGCCCCGCUUCCCACUAUCACCAACAAACCUCCUCCGUGUCUUGCGCCGCCGACGCCAUCCCUGAACCUGGACCACAUUGAGGAAGUGAAAAGGAAGGUCACGCAGCAAGCUAACAUCCACACUAUAAAGGAGCUAACAGAGAAAUGUAAGAUGAUAGCAAACAGUAAGGAGGAAAUGGCUGUUGCUAAACCACAUGUCUCAGAUGACGAGUUCUAGAAUCUUCAAGCCCUCAAGGUAAAAAUGCAGGCUCUCACUGACUAGAAGUUAGACACAUUGAAGAUACUUUUUCCUUCUUUAGGAGCCACUUCACUGACAGGAAAACGCAACAACAAAUACAAAAAAAAAAGCCCUUUUCAGGACAAACUAUAGUUCCCUGUUGGAGGUCAGGUGACGUGUAAGAACAUCCUAGUCGGUUGGCCUAGCACCAUCCCUAACUCUCCUCUACACUCUGCUCUGCAUAGUUUUGUGCGAGUGCGUCGCACCGCUGAAGAACGUGAACGCACCGACCUGUGUAUGACUAUAGCGCGAAUGUGAGUGUAUGUGUGUACAUAGUGAUUUUCACCGACAUCCCCUGCAGUGUUUCUGCUUAAUUCAAGCAGUCGCUGUUGUAAAGACUGAAACCAAACGUAAUAGUGGUGCAAAGUUUUUUGUUUUUGUAAAAGAUGUGUCUAAAUUGGUUUUACAUCCAAGGCUUUCUUAAAGGAUUGUGUUAAGCGGACACUGCUUCCUUCUUCUGCUGUAUCCCUUCUUUAAUCUUUUGUGGUUUCUUUUUUUUUUCUUUUUUAACAGAUUAAGUUUCAGUCAAUCCUCAUGCGUGAGUUGCUCGGAUAACGUUGGGUGCAAAAGGAAAACCUCAUGUUAUGAGAUCUGAGCUAUUCGGAAUGUUGUGGCUGCAAAACAAGAGUGGCAGACACAAAAUGCAUCACAUUCAAUUAGUUCUGCCCUGGUUGUGAUUAUCGUUCUCUAAAAGCGGCAGCUACAUUUAAGAAGGAGAUGCACGCUCUGAGGAAAUAAUUCAUGACAUAAAAAAAAAAAAGAACGGCUUGAGACGAGACUAGUUAUUAGUGUAUCAGACAAUCACCUUCUGUUUUUCGGGGAGUCAUCAAUGUCGCUUAUUAGAGCUGCCUUUUACAGCAUUUCAACUAAAUGAUGGUAUGGUAACGCGGUCGUUUCCAUUCGCUGGUGUGGGAAACGGAGCCAUCCACUCGCAACCAGGGCUAUCUAACUGGAUGGUAAUGUGAAGGCUUUUCUCAGCACAGAACUAAACAGCUCCAUAGUGUUGAAUGCCUUUUUUUGAGGUGAUUUAAAAAGACAGGGAAAUGGCAUUUUAUGAUUUACAAUUUUUUUUUGGUCAUUUGAAUAAGACGUUGCUUGCUCUGUAUAUAAAUGUGUUGAUGAUUAUUAAAAACCUCAGUGAUCUGUA
Messenger RNA from Doryrhamphus excisus (bluestripe pipefish), 5124 nucleotides. It is a transcript of the gene sona, whose product is annotated as SON DNA and RNA binding protein a. Gene Ontology annotation, molecular function: RNA binding. Gene Ontology annotation, biological process: regulation of cell cycle; regulation of mRNA splicing, via spliceosome. The record is from RefSeq and is a predicted model, not a curated record. NCBI's taxonomy places the organism in Eukaryota, Metazoa, Chordata, Actinopteri, Syngnathiformes, Syngnathidae.